This is a messenger RNA of Brenthis ino (lesser marbled fritillary), 846 nucleotides long. The record is from the annotation of a GenBank genome assembly. Lineage: Eukaryota; Metazoa; Arthropoda; Insecta; Lepidoptera; Nymphalidae.
AUGAUAGUUGGUGAUUUUAAUAUGAGUGGAAUAUCAUGGGUAAUGAACAAUACAGAUACACACAGUGUUCCUAAUAAUUAUAAUAAUCAACUUGGCUAUGCAUUGAUAGACUUUAUGUCUUCAAAUAACUUAUUGCAAUAUAAUACAGUUUAUAAUGAUCACAAUAAAAUCCUUGAUUUAGUAUUAGCAAAUUUCUCUGAUCCAAUUUCAGUAAUUAGGUCGGAAGAGAUAUUAUCUAAGGUAGAUAAGUAUCAUCCUCAACUACUUAUACAAAUUAGAAUUAGCUCUCUUAAGUUGUUAUCAUCAACAGUGAGUUCAAGAUAUAAAUAUUUUAAGGCUGAUUAUCAAAAAAUUGAAGCAUAUCUGGUCAAUGUAGAUUGGGAGAUUGAAUUUACAAAAUGUGAGACAGUGGACCAACAACUUCAUAAAUUCUAUGAAAUUAUGUUUAAAGUUAUAAAAGAAUUUGUCCCAAUUCAACAAAAUUUUAAAAGAAAAUAUCCUAUCUGGUUCAGUUUUUCUUUGAUUAAAAUUCUAAAGGAAAAAGAGAAACUUAGAAUAAAAGCCAAAGUAUUUAAUAAUGAUCUUGAUAGAUAUGAAUACGAACUAUUAAAAGAAAGAACCAAGAAAAAGAUGAAUACAGAUUAUUCUGCUUAUAUUGAGAAUGUGCAAUUUAAUAUAUGUAAAAAUUUUAAAAAUUUCUGGUUUUAUGUUAAAAAUAAAUAUCGAAAUAAUGGCAGUAUACCACAAAAAAUGAAAUUAGAAAGUCAAACUGCUGAGGAUGGGGUGUCUAUAGCGAAUUUAUUUGCAGACGACUUUGCUGCUAUAAUACUUCAUCUUUUAAAAACU